Microthlaspi erraticum is the source of this 495-nucleotide messenger RNA. The record is from the annotation of a GenBank genome assembly. NCBI's taxonomy places the organism in Eukaryota, Viridiplantae, Streptophyta, Magnoliopsida, Brassicales, Brassicaceae.
AUGGACCUAAUUGAGUUGUACAAUUCGGAGAAGCUCCGGUUGGACAUUCUCAAGGCGAAACACAAGCACGUUCAGGAAGCAUUCAUGAGAUCCUUGUCGUCAAAAAGAGAUGACGGAGUGUGUCAAUUUGCUCAAAGAGACCACCGAGAAAAUGGGAGACGACUUGGAAAUGCUGAAGCGAACCUUGUAAAAGGUGUAAUGAAGGAGUUUGAAGUAGCAACUAUCCGACUUACCCUUCUUUGCAUACCGGAUGGUACUGGAAAGCCUGGUCUACCGGCUUACAAAGUGCACGCCGCCAUUCGUAUGCUGGCAUAUGGCAAUGCAGCUGAUGCAGUCGAUGAAUACCUCAGACUAGGAGCGAGCACUGCGCUGAAAUGCUUGCAUAAAUUUAAUGCAAUCAUAUUUUUACGAGGAGGACUACCUCAGAAGGCCUACACCAAGAUCUCAAACGAUUACUCAAGGUUGGAGAGACGCGUGGAUUUCCCGGCUCAAUAG